AAAAAAAAAGAAUGAGAGGGAGAGAGUAGAUAGUUUUUUAUUCGAGGAGAAAAAAAGAGCACUUGCAUAUGCAAAGAGAGAAAACGGCCGUGAGAAAAAUAGAAGGGUGUGAUUACUUAAGUAGUGAAUGUGGAGUUUACACAAAAAUGAAGCUGCGUUCUAUAAAUUUCUGAGAAACGGUGAAAGGUAUACCAAUGCUUAAAUUGUCCAAGCAUCCGACCGUUAUUUCUCGUUGCAAACAUACUUUCUCACUCUUCCUACACACUUCCACCGCCCCAAAUUUCGAUCAUCUGAUCGAAAAAUGCUCGUCGAUGAGCCAUCUGAAAGCCCUCCAGGCCCAAAUCACCAUCCGUGGCCUCGCCGGCGACGCGGUCUCCGUUAGCAAGCUCGUAUCUUUCUGUGCUCUAUCUGCUUCUGGUGACCUUCAUUACGCACACUACCUGUUCGAAAAAAUUACUCAACCAAAUAGGCACAUAUACAACACGUUAAUAAGAGCCUUUUCCUGUGGGAGAAGCUCAGAUAAGGCGAUUUUCCUUUACCUAAAAAUGGUGCGUUUCGGUAUUUCGCCAAAUGAGUUCACAUUUCCUUCUCUUCUGAAAGCUUGCGCUUUUCAGAAGGCGUGCGUGGAAGGGAUUUCGGUUCAUUUACAAGCUUUGAAAUUGGGGUUUUCUGAGUCUUAUGUAAUGGUUCAAAACGGGUUUAUAAACUUCUAUGCUAGUUGUGGGAUGAUUGAGUGUGCCCGUAAAGUCUUUGAUCGGAUGGAAUUUACGAAUUUAGUGUCGUGGAACUCUAUGAUCAAUGGUUAUGCAAAGGUUGGUUUGUGGGAAGAAGCUUUCUUGUUGUUUGGUGGAAUGAGGGAAGACGGGAUCGAGCCUAACGGUCGCACCUUUGUGAGUUUGCUAUCCGUUUCCUCGAGGAUUUAUGAUGUAGAGCUGGGAAAGUUUGUUCAUUGGUACAUUGAGAUCAAUGGGGCUCCUUCUGAUACUCAUAUGCAAAAUGCACUUCUUGAUAUGUAUGCUAAGUGUGGGCAUUUGCAGAUGGCCGAGGCCAUUUUCAGACGGAUGGCUGAUAAAAACGUCGUUUCUUGGACUUCCAUGGUCAGUGCAUAUGCUAAGCAUGGCUUGAUUGAACCGGCUGAGAUAGUUUUUAACUGGAUGCCUGUUAAAAAUGUGAUUUCCUGGAACUCAAUGAUCUCGUGUUAUCUCCAAAACGGUUACUAUAAGGAGUCUCUUGAAUUGUUUUACAGAAUGUGUGGUUCUUGUGUGAUCCCUGAUGAGACUACUAUGACUAGUGUUCUUUCAUCGUGUAGUCAGCUUGGUGAUUUGGUGCAAGGAAAGAAACUGCACGACUAUCUGCGUGAUAGUGGCAUACGACCUAGUGUUACUCUGUGCAAUGUCCUUGUAGACAUGUAUGCAAAAUGUGGUUCUGUACAAGAAGCUUUGGAUAUCUUUCUCAACAUGCCAGGGAAGAAUACUGUUUCGUGGAAUACAAUCAUCAACGCUCUUGCCUCACACGGAUCUGGACAUCGAGCUAUUGAGCUUUUCCAAGAGAUGGAUGCAAGUGGGAUGCAACCCGAUGCAGUUACCUUCUCUGGCUUGCUUUCUGCUUGCUGUCACUGCGGUCUGGUUGAAACUGGGAGAUACUACUUCAGUAAAAUGAGUCAGGUGUAUAAAAUACAUUAUGACAUCGAGCAUUAUGCUUGUAUGAUUGACAUACUUGGGCGGCAAGGGUUGUUGAAGGAGGCGGUUGAGGUGAUUGGUAAGAUGUCAGUGAAGCCGGACAUAGUUAUCUGGGGCACGUUGCUUGGCGCUUGCAGGAUCCACCAGAAUGUUCCGAUAGCAAGGCUCGUCUUAAAGCAAAUACUAGAGGUGGAGACGUAUGCUGGAGGGUUGUAUGUGCUCAUAUCAAACAUAUUCAGUGAAGCUCAGCAGUGGGAAGAGAUGAGGAAGAUGAGGAUACUAAUGAAGGACUAUGGUCUCAGGAAGAAUGAUGCAGUAAGCUCCAUUGAAGUUGAAGGUCGCGUUUCUGAGUUCAUGGUUGACGACAAGAAACAUGAGGGUCUGAUCUCAUCUACGCGACGCUCAACCAGCUCAAGGAUCACUUAGAGGGGAUCUUGUAGGAAUUUAGAGCCAAGAUGUCAAUGGCAUUUCUAAUUACA
Molecule: messenger RNA, 2158 nt
Organism: Salvia miltiorrhiza (redroot sage)
Lineage: Eukaryota; Viridiplantae; Streptophyta; Magnoliopsida; Lamiales; Lamiaceae
Product: pentatricopeptide repeat-containing protein At2g22410, mitochondrial-like
Exons: 1
Coding region: 195-2105 (636 amino acids)
Biological process (GO): RNA modification
Molecular function (GO): protein binding; RNA binding
Source: RefSeq, a predicted model, not a curated record